AUGGAGCCUCACAAUAUACCUGCGGAUACGUCACCACCAUCAACAACCCCCUUUAGAGAAAGCGAUUCGGUGCAUCAUGAGGCGGGAACACCACGAACUUCCCAAUCCGUGUGGUCUCAGGGUAAUGAUGCGUCUGCUCAUUUGAAAAUGCAAAAUGAGUACCGCAUCAAGGUCAAACAGCGUCAACAAAUUCUGGAUAGAAUCAACAUCGAACGCAUACUUCCGCAUCUUAGCAGUAUUUCCGUGCACGAGCUCGAGGCAAAAUUAUCGGUACUGGAACGUCAGUACGUAUCAUUUCACCAUCUACAAUCAGAAUUGGAGCUAAUGAACGAUGAAGAACUCAAUCAACCACAUCGGUAUACAUUCGAUGAAUCCUUUUGUGCAGCGAAGGCAAUAAUAGUGCAGCGCAUAAAUGUGCUUAACCCCGCACGCCGAGAAAAUAUAUUCAACAGCACAGCGAUUGCAUCUCCGUCACAUCGAGUCAACCUUCCGAAACUUCAACUCACGAAAUUCAAUGGUCAUCAUCGAAAUUGGAUGGAUUUUUACAACAUGUUUUUAGCGCUCGUUCACAACAACAGCCAAUUAGCAAACAUCGAGAAGUUUCAGUACCUCCGAUCAUGUCUCGUCGACUCAGCAGCUAGCCUCAUACAAUCGUUUGAGGUGACCGAUGAAAAUUAUAUCAAGGCGUUGGAUCUGUUACGGUCUAGAUAUGGAAACAAGCGGCUAAUUUUCCAAGCUCAUAUCCAACAUAUUUUCGAAGUACAGGGAGAAACAAGGCCGAAUGCAUCAUCUAUGAGGGCGUUCAUAGACGUCGUCAAUACCAAUUUACGAGCUGUGCAAUCACUAGCUUCAAAUCAGCAAGUGUCAGAUGGCAUACUCUUGCAUCUGGUAUCCUCAAAGCUCAAUACAGACACGAAGGCCAAGUGGGAGGAAGAGGUUACCCACUUGUUUGAUCAGCGAUCAAAUGCCAUGAGUUUUCAUCUGCCCACUUGGGAGGACUUAGCAAAAUUCUUAGAACGUCGUUGUCAAAUUGCAGAUAUUUUGGAAGCCGGGCAGCCUAAAACACUCAUACCAAGAAUUCAGCUAACAAGACAUAGGCACAACAAACGUGACGAAAAAUGGGCUAUGGUGACUACCAAACAAGCAAAGUGUGAAUUUUGCAAUGCGGUUCCCCAUUAUAAUGCCUUCAAAUGCGACACGUUCCGUGCAAUGGAUCCACUUGCAAGAUAUAACUGUGUGAAAAGACUGAACUUGUGCUUGAAUUGCCUUGGAUCAGGUCAUAAAUCGAAUGAUUGUCCUUCAGUCCAUCGCUGUAAACACUGCAAUGUAAAACAUCAUACACUAGUACAUCGAAAUGAUUCAGCCAUUACCAACAUAUCAUCAUCUGCUCUUAAGGUGAGUCUCGAUCAAUCAGUGGAAUAG
Messenger RNA from Anastrepha obliqua, 1422 nucleotides. RefSeq lists its product as uncharacterized. Bases 1 to 1422 code for a protein of 473 amino acids. The record is from RefSeq and is a predicted model, not a curated record. Gene Ontology annotation, molecular function: zinc ion binding; nucleic acid binding. Lineage: Eukaryota; Metazoa; Arthropoda; Insecta; Diptera; Tephritidae. The transcript has a single exon.